AUGUCUUUUGCUCUCCGAUCCGCCACCCGCGCUCUCCCCCGCGCCGCCGUCAACACCACCACCCGCGCAUUCUCCUCGACGGUCGUCUACCAGAAGACGGCCACGCAGACGGUCAAGGAUGGCGUCAAGUCGGUGGACCAGGCCGUGAGCAGCAAGAUUGUCGACGGCAUCGACGCCGCUGAAAACGCUGCUGAAAAGGCCAAGCGGGCAUCCCAGGAUGCCCUCGGAAACAAGUCGGCCGCCGGCAAGGCCGAGGAGCUCAAGGGCCAGGCCAAGGGCGCUGCCGAGGAGGCCAAGGGCAAGGCCAAGGGUGCCGCCGAGGACAUCAAGAAGAGCCUGUAA
Molecule: messenger RNA, 342 nt
Organism: Akanthomyces muscarius
Lineage: Eukaryota; Fungi; Ascomycota; Sordariomycetes; Hypocreales; Cordycipitaceae
Exons: 2
Coding region: 1-342 (113 amino acids)
Source: RefSeq, a predicted model, not a curated record